Closterium sp. Naga37s-1 is the source of this 1281-nucleotide messenger RNA. The record is from the annotation of a GenBank genome assembly. Lineage: Eukaryota; Viridiplantae; Streptophyta; Zygnematophyceae; Desmidiales; Closteriaceae.
AUGAUGGGUCCCGACCACGUGGGUCCUGGCCACGUGCACUGCGGCCCCAUUGUACCUCGUCCAGAGAGUCAGCGCGAGCACCCGUGCUCGGAGCAGGAGUGGGGGAGGCGGAGUGAGCAAGGAUGCGAUACAGCAUCGAAUGCUUCCUGCCACGCCCUGUGUCGAGUACCAGCGGAGGUGGUGGAGGGCAGCAUUGCACCGCACCUCACCGCGUCUGACCUCUGCGCCAUGGCGGCUGUCUGCCGCUGCUGGCACCGCGUUGCCUCAUCGGACUCUCUGUGGCAGCAGCGUUGCGAGAGCACCUUCCCCUGCCACCCGGCCAUUGCUGCAAGCGGAGAGAUCGGGGGAGGAGAAGGCCGAGGGGACGGGGGAGGCGGAGGGGGAAGAGGCGGGAGCGGGGGAGAAUCAGCGCGGUGGAAGGGACUGUUUGGCGCGCUGGUGCUGGCAAGGGCGCAGUGGGGGGGAGGGGUAGAGCGGCUAGUGGCACGGGGGGUGGACUGCUCGAGCGAGUGGGGCGAGUGGCGCGUGCAGGGUAUUGGGUGCGGGGGAGAUGGCGGCAUCUGGUGCAGCGAGCCGCGGACCAAAGCCAGACGGGCAGCAGAGAGCAAGCGGCACGGCAAGGCAUGCGGCGGAGCAGAGGGCAGAGCAGGGGGCAGAGAAGGGGGCAGAGCAGGGGAGUUUGUGGGCGUGGCUCUGGCGCACCCCCUGUGCGCCGUGGCUGGCGUGGUGGUCACACCCGCCCCGCUCUAUGGCUCCUCUCGCGCCUCCCACAUGCAGGUGCAAGUGGGUUUUUCCGCCACCUCCUUCCACUACACCUCCCCACCCAUCCGUCUCUCCUCGGACUGGCUGCAACCGCACACCCUCGCCCUGCCCCCUGCCGCCCUCGUUGCCGGCUCCCACCUGAGAAUCUACCUGACAGGCCUCUCCCCGCUCACUGCCUGCCAGCCAGCUGCAGCAGCAGCAGCAGCAGCGGUGGAGCGAGUGGAGAGGGAGUUGGUACUGGCAGCGUUACAGCAGCAGCCAUGCUUCCAUGCCGCCAUGGCACGAUGGGUCCGACCUCGUGCAGGGGAACCCCUGGACGCUGCUGAGGUCAUCAUGGCCCUCAGGCAUUCAGCCCGACUCACCAGCAGCAGGUGGGGCAGCAGUGGUUGCAGCAGCAGAGCACCAUACGACUACAGCAGCAGCGGAUCAACACCCGGGCACCACCAAACCAUCCCCUGCAGUGGUGCUGCCUUCGUUCCAGAGCAACCCCUGUCUGUGCGUGUGUGGGGAGCUUAUUAG